AUGCUGCAGUACGACGGCCCCUCCGCCAGCUGCGGCAUCGACCUGGCCGUGGAAUGGCCGCAGACCGUGGUGACCACCGCGCGCGAGUUGCGGGCGGCCGUGAAGGAAGCACCUUUGGGGCUGAGUGUGGUGAAGGUGCAGGGACGUUUGGAGUUGGAGGAGCCUCUGGUGCUGGAUCGACCGGUGGUACUGGCAGGCGAGCCGGUGGGCGAGUCAGGCACGGAUCCGGAACGCGGGGAGCUGGUUGGCAAGGGCUGCACUGUGGUGCGUUGCUCGGCCACCGCCGUGUUCUGGAGGUUAGGGAUGACGGUCACGGCCGCGGGUGACGGGGCCUCCUCCCCCUUCUCCCGGGACUUUGCCACCAUCAGCUGCCUUGAGGUCACUGCAGGUCAGCCCGUGUUGGUGGAUUGCGACCUGCACUCGGAUGUGCCGACGGAUGCCCUAACCCAUGCCCUGUGGGCUGGCGGCGGUGCCAACGCGUUGCUCUUCAAUUGCUCGUUGAGUGGUGCUCGGGGCUUCGCCCUCGGUGAGGGUCUUGGGAACAUCAUGCGAGGCAAGGCAGUCCCGGAGCCCCUCAACGUGGAUCAGAUGUUGGACAUCACUUGGUGGGCGAUAAGGCAGAUCGGCGAACUGUCCAUCCCCGGGAUUUCUGGCGCUUUGCCAGCGCUGCGCCGAAGACCGCUCGCCCCGCACCGAGAUCUGUCCCGGCUGCAGGGGCCAGCUGUGGCUGGAGGUGCCAGGCUGGGUCUCGGAGAAAACCUCGGAAUGGAGCACCCUCAGGGGCGCUGGCUCUGCGUGGAAGAGCUCUGCACGGCGCAGCGCUUGGCACUGGUGGGGCGUUCAGGACUGGAGGAUGUGAGCUAUGGCAGCCUUAGCCCGGAUUGGCAUUGGCACCUGCAGCCAUGCGGGUGGGAGGACUGCGCUUGGGGACGCCCAUCGGCCGGGCACGCGGCUGGGAAACCCCGACAUGGCCGUGACGCAGCCAAGGCAACCAUCGUGGAGGAAACCGUGAUUCCAGUUCGCCCGGCAGCGCUCCGCCUGGUCAUGGCGAACCUGCAGCAAUUCAGGCAAUUGCCGGAUGUCGAGCGAAUCGAUGUCCACAGCAAUGAUGCCGACGGGCAGUUCGAAGGCCGCGUCCACACCGAUGCUCACCUUGCGGUGACUGGAAGCAGGGGCGCCAUUCAGCGGAUUCAGCGGGAGGUGCAGAAGCUUGAGCGACGCUCGGAAGGAAGAAGCAGGCCGCCCGGAAAGAAGACGAACCACCUGGUGGUGUCCAGCACUUGCAAAGCCUUGACCUUCGUAAAGGCCGACAUGGAGAAGUGCGUUUGCACCUUCGCCUCCUUUCAACGCCCUUGCUACUCUGAGCUCCGCGAGUUACAGACCGGCCCCGCUUGCCCCGCUUCUGCGCAUGCCUGCGGCAACGGACACACCACCAUCGAUACGGACUGCUCAUCAUUCGUCAACACAUUCCAGAAUCUCAUUUCCGGAACACCGCCGGGAGCUGACUUCCAGGUCACUUGCUGGCUGGGGUGCUUGUUGCACGCAGGACCAGACAGAUUAUCCCGCAGGGCCAAGGGGGUCUUAAGCCUGGACCAGUUUCAGCAGCUGCAGCCCAGCGACUGUCAGACCCAAUUCUCCCGGCACUUCCGGCGCAGCCUGGGGAAAGUGCCCAAAAUCCUGGAGGUCUUGGCAAAGACAGGCGAGUGGAAGGUGGAAGAGGGCUGCCGGAAGGAUCUACGAUUCUCCCUCGUCCCGGGCUGCGAGGCUGACGGCCUGCCAUUGGAGCUGGAAGUGGCGACCGCAGGCUUCGAUUACAAAAGCGCGAAGCGCUUGCCGAAGAUCCGGGACCUCUAUGACAAGAAGCCGAAACUUGUCCAAAGUGAUGUUGCCUUUCUGGCCUCAGGCGUUGCUUUGAGAUUCGAGCUUGCGCCUGAUCAGCGGCGCAUGGAUUUGACUGGGAGGUUCGCAUCGGCGAGUUUCAGGGACAAGAUGUUGCGGCUCAGGGGGAAACAACCUGCCACCUACCGCCUGGUCCGGACGAGUGAACCCAAGCAGGUUUAUUCAAAUGGCCACCUGAAGAUUGUUUGGUCUGAGGCUGAUGACUUUUUCAAUGACUUGUCAGUGCCCUACGAGGCGCUGCACCUUGUUUCACCCUCGUUGAAUGAAUCUUUGAAGGCGGGAGACGUGAGCAAGGCCUCUUCAGAGUUCGAGCAACUCGUGGAAACUGCGAAGAAGCUCGAGCGUCUUAUGCAUGCUGAAGCAAGCAUGGGGCGGCGCUGA
Messenger RNA from Effrenium voratum, 2280 nucleotides. The record is from the annotation of a GenBank genome assembly. NCBI's taxonomy places the organism in Eukaryota, Dinophyceae, Suessiales, Symbiodiniaceae.